Capsella rubella is the source of this 2513-nucleotide messenger RNA. Its product is annotated as protein LYK5. Lineage: Eukaryota; Viridiplantae; Streptophyta; Magnoliopsida; Brassicales; Brassicaceae. The transcript has a single exon. Gene Ontology annotation, molecular function: ATP binding; protein kinase activity. Gene Ontology annotation, biological process: protein phosphorylation. The record is from RefSeq and is a predicted model, not a curated record. The coding region runs from base 203 to 2233 and encodes 676 amino acids.
CUCUCCCACUGUAUAUGUCAAUUUGUUUCAUUUUAUUACAGUUCCGACCAAUGAGAAAACGUCUGAAAAAGUCAACACAACGACGCGUUUCUGUUGACUAAUAAUACGUUCCCCGCCGUCUCCUUUGGUCUAAAUCUAAUGAUCAUCCUAUGUUAAAUUCAGGAGAAGCUUAAGAUCGCCUCUUCAAAUCAAAAACACAACCAUGGCUGCGCGUACACUCCACGCGCUCUUAGUCUCCACAUUACUCCUCCUCCUCCUUCUCUUCGCCGCGUCACCGUCGACAGCUCAGCAACCGUACGUCAACAACCACCAGCUCGCCUGCGAGGUCCGAACUUUCGACAAUAUAACCAACGGUUUCACCUGUAACGGCCCAGCCUCUUGCCGCUCUUACCUCACUUUCUGGUCUCAACCACCGUACAACACCGCCGACUCAAUCGCCAAACUCCUAAAUGUCUCCGCCGCAGAGAUCCAAUCAAUCAACGACCUCCCAACCGUCACCACCACGAUCCGCACCCGUCAAUUAGUCGUCGUCCCAGCUAACUGCUCAUGCUCCUCCUCCUCCUCCGCCGGAGGAUUUUACCAGCACAACGCCACUUACCAUCUCUCCGGCAACAGAGGAGAAGAGACUUAUUUCUCGGUGGCUAACGAUACUUACCAAGCUUUAUCCACGUGUCAAGCCAUGAUGUCACAGAACAGUUACGGCGAGAAAGAACUAACCCCCGGCUUAAACCUCCUGGUUCCUCUCCGAUGUGCUUGCCCCACCGCGAAACAAACCGCCGCCGGAUUUAAUUACCUCUUGACUUACUUAGUCGCCAUGGGAGAUAGUAUCUCCGUCAUCGCCGAUAUGUUCAACAGCACAUCCGCCGCUAUAACCGAAGGUAACGAGCUUACAUCAGACACUAUCUACUUCUUCACGCCGAUUCUUGUUCCUCUCAGAACUCCACCCACCAAAAUCGUUGCAUCUCCGUCGCCUCCUCCACCGCCUGUUGUUGCUACGCCGCCUCAAACAACCCCCGUUGAUCCUCCGGGAUCCUCUUCUUCUCACAAAGGUAUUUACAUCGGAAUUGGAAUCGGAGCUGGUUUGCUUCUCCUUAUCUCAUUCUUAGCUCUCUGCUUCUACAAACGUAAGUCUAAGAAGAAGUCAUCGUCGUUGUCGACGUCGACGCCGCCGGACCUGAACAAGUUCACUGAUUCAUCUACCAAACAAUCUCUUCCUACAACAACGAGUCAAUGGUCUAUUGAUUUAUCCACUUCAUCAGAAGCUUUUGGUUUAAGAUCCGCAAUCGAAUCGUUAACACUUUACAGGUUCAACGAUCUUCAAUCCGCUACUUCCAAUUUCAGCGACGCAAACAGAAUCAAAGGCUCUGUUUAUCGUGCUACGAUCAACGGAGACGAUGCGGCUGUGAAAGUGAUCAAAGGCGAUGUCUCUUCCUCCGAGAUCAAUCUCUUGAAGAAGCUGAAUCAUUCUAAUAUCAUCCGUCUCUCUGGUUUCUGUAUCCGUGAAGGGACGUCGUACCUUGUCUUCGAGUAUUCGGAGAACGGAUCGAUUAGUGAUUGGCUUCAUUCAUCGGAUAAGAAGACUCUGACAUGGAAACAGAGAGUUGAAAUAGCAAGGGAUGUGGCAGAGGCAUUAGACUAUCUUCAUAACUACAUUACUCCACCUCAUGUCCAUAAGAACUUGGAAUCCACAAACGUACUUCUUGAUUCUAAUUUCAGAGCCAAGAUUGCGAAUUUCGGGGUUGCGAGGAUUCUCGAUGAAGGUGAUCUUGAUCUUCAGUUAACAAGGCACGUUGAAGGAACUCAAGGCUACUUAGCUCCAGAGUAUGUGGAGAACGGAGUCAUAACUCCAAAACUUGACGUGUUUGCUUUUGGAGUUGUGGUUCUUGAGCUUCUUUCAGGGAGAGAAGCAGUGACGAUAAACAAGAAGAAGAAGGAAGGAGGAGGAGAAGAAGAAGAAGAAGUGGAGAUGUUGUGUAAAGUGAUAAACAAUGUGCUUGGAGGAGAGAAUGUAAGAGAGAAGUUAAAAGAGUUCAUGGAUCCAUCCCUAGGGAAUGAGUAUCCGUUAGAGCUGGCUUACACCAUGGCUCAGCUUGCCAAGAGCUGUGUUGCAACUGAUAUUAACUCGCGCCCAUUGGUAGCUCAGGUUCUAACCACGCUCUCGAUGAUCGUCUCCUCCUCCAUCGAUUGGGAGCCUUCUCAUGACCUUCUUCAUUCGGGCUCUCUUGGCAACUAGUUCAUUUUUUGCUCUUAAUGUCAAUAACUAGUAUUUAGAUUUUAGAUAAGGCUAAAAAUAUAAGUUAAGAUAUAAAACAAGUACCACAUUGUGAAACAAAGUAAUAAGAGCAUAUGAUAGAGAGCGCUUUAUUUAGAUCUUGGCAUGUUUUGUACUUCAGAAAAAAGUUCAGUUUCUUCAAGUGAGAAGUAGAAUCUUACCACUUUCAUGUAUAAUCAUAGUCAUACCAGAAGGGACAAAGAAUCAAGUUGUUGCUCCAUUUAGGAGCUUGUAUGUUAUA